This is a messenger RNA of Striga asiatica, 1200 nucleotides long. The record is from the annotation of a GenBank genome assembly. Lineage: Eukaryota; Viridiplantae; Streptophyta; Magnoliopsida; Lamiales; Orobanchaceae.
AUGGCGAACAGUUGUGACUUGAUGCUUUUUAUAAACCACUGUGGGCAGUUUGUAAAGGUUGGCAAUGAAUUUGAGUAUUAUGGAGACGAGGUCACUUCAAGAUAUGGAUUUGACAAAGAUAGAUUUGAAGAAGUUCAAAAAUUAGGGUACACUAAAGGAGAGAAACUGUAUUUUAGGGCUAACAACAGUAGAAAGUAUGUUCACAUGCACAAUGAUGAGGGUGUCAUGGAAAUGCUUUCUAUGAUGGAACCUGGGAAGCAUUAUGUUCAAAUAUAUGUUGAUUCUGGUUCCACAAAUGAAAGUCAAGGUGAUGAUAAGCAAAAAGGCAUAGCAGAUGUGCAACAAGCAGCUGAUGAUAAUGUUUGUGAGGAUAGCACAGAUGAGGAGUAUAUUGUAGAAGAAAGUUCUGAAUCAGAUGGUCUCAGUUUAGAUGAAAUAGAAAGUUGUGAAUUAGAUGCACUUGGUCAACUUAGUGGAGAAGAGUAUGAUAAGCAAAAAGGCAUAGCAGAUGUGCAACAAGCAGCUGAUGAUAAUGUUUGUGAGGAUAGCACAGAUGAGGAGUAUAUUGUAGAAGAAAGUUCUGAAUCAGAUGGUCUCAGUUUAGAUGAAAUAGAAAGUUGUGAAUUAGAUGCACUUGGUCAACUUAGUGGAGAAGAGUUGGACCAGUUUAUUGAUAAUUUUCAUGAGGACAGCACAGAUGAGGAGUAUGUUCCAGAAGAAGAAAGUUCAGAAUCAGAUGGACUGGGUGGAGAUGAAUUAGGAACUGAUGAUGAAGAAUACUUUGAAGCAAGGAGAAAAAGAGCUGAAUCCAAAAAAGUUGCAGAUGAAGAAACUGAAAAUUUCACAUUAUCUUCUGAAAAGGGGUGUGGUUCCACAAAUGAAAGUGACUUCCAGUCUCUGAGGGAAGAUCAUUCUGAUUAUGCAGACUCAGCAGAAGAGGUUUGUUCUGAUUCUUCAAGCUCAGGAGGGUUUAGUGGAGAUGAUGAUGUCAGUCAUAGGAAGAAGAAGAGAAAUAUGAUAAUGUAUGAUGCCAAGGUUGACCAUAAGCAAUUCAAGUUUGAACUUGGUAUGAGAUUCCCGUUGAUGGCGGAUGAAGAAGGGAAAGAAAAUGCUCCCAAAGAGUGGGAAGUCGUGUCACUCACUGCAUCAGCAUAUGCUGCUGCCCCUUGGACCCAAAGAGCUCGACCCGACCCAAGAUAA